Spodoptera litura is the source of this 1149-nucleotide messenger RNA. RefSeq names its product pancreatic triacylglycerol lipase-like. Gene Ontology annotation, biological process: lipid catabolic process. Lineage: Eukaryota; Metazoa; Arthropoda; Insecta; Lepidoptera; Noctuidae. Gene Ontology annotation, molecular function: lipase activity; serine hydrolase activity. The record is from RefSeq and is a predicted model, not a curated record.
AAAAUAAAUACUAGCAUCACUAGUAAAAUAUUGAAUUAACGCCAAUAUCUUGUCGCAAUGCAGAAGUCCCUGUUGUGUUUGCUUAUUAUCGUUUACACCGCAGUUGCGGUUCCGAUAUCCUCAGAGUACUCUGAGGACCGCACAUACCCCCGAUUCAUCGAAUUCCCCGAUGGUGAGGGAAACAUGCACACCGUGGACCUCGAGGCUGAGCCUGACAUGGAACUCCUCGCAGAAAUCGAGAGGAACCCUGCCAACAACCAAUACUUGUUGUACACCAGACGUAAUCAGAGAAUUUCCCAAACUUUGGUGAUCAACAAUGCCAACUCUAUAACCAACUCGAACUUCAACGCUCGAGUCCCAACAGUGGUUAUUGCUCACGGAUGGCUCAGCAACCAAUAUACCGACAUCAACCCCACCAUCAGAGACGCUUACUUGAAAAAGAGUGACGUCAAUGUCAUUGUUUUGGACUGGAGAAGAUUGGCGUUGUCUGACUAUGCUACAGCAGCCCGAGGUGUACCCGCAGUCGGUCGCGGUCUUGGACAGUUCUUGGCUUUUUUGAACAGAGUUACUGGCCAGGCUUUCACUGAAAUGCACCUUGUCGGCUUCAGCUUGGGUGCUCACCUCGUCGGUAAUGCUGGUCGUGAACUCAAUGGAAGAGUCGCUCGUGUUACAGCUUUGGACCCUGCCGGUCCCCUAUGGAACUACAACACCAACCGUGUCAACCCCCGUGACGGUGUCUACGUGGAAGCUAUCCACACUGAUGGUGGUUACACCGUCGGAGGUCUUGGUAUCGGCACCAACGUCGCAAAUGCUGACUUCUACCCCAACGGUGGUAUCUCCCAGCCUGGUUGUUACACCAACCUCUGCAACCACAACCGUGCCUGGGAAUUCUUUGCUGCUACUGUCACAUACAACCACUUGGUUGGACGUCAGUGCGCUACCCAGACUCAGCUGACCUGGAACAACUGCCGUGGUUCUCAACUUCGUAUGGGCAACGAUGACUUAAGGAAAUCAGGAUCUGGAAUGUACCGCUUGGACACUGCCAGAAGAUACCCUUACUAAUUUGACGGAAUUAUUCAUUUAUGCAUAAAUAUUAUGUUAAAAAACUUGUUUAAUACCAAAAAAAUAUUAAAAUAAUCAACAAUUCGG